AUGAGUGGCCAGUGUGUGGGGAAAGACUCCCUGGGAAGGAUGACCUCAGCAAAUACACCCACACACUCUGCUGAAGGACCCCAUGAAUGCCAAGAGUGUGGCAAAAGGUUCAGUUACAAGAGUAACCUCAGCAGACACACCCUUACACACACUGGUGAAAGACCUCAUGAAUGCCAAGAGUGUGGCAAAAGGUUCAGUAUAAAGAGUAACCUCAACACACACACCCUUACACACACUGGUGAAAGGCCUCAUGAGUGUGAGGUUUGUGGUGAGACAUUCAUUAGGAAGAGCCAGCUCAAAGUACACACUUAUAAACACACUGGUGAAAGGCCUCAUGAGUGUGAGGUUUGUGGUGACACAUUCAUUAGGAAGAGCCAUCUUAAAGUACACAUUUAUAAACACACUGGUGAAAGGCCUCAUGAAUGCCAAGAGUGUGGCCAAAGGUUCAGUAGGAAGAGUGACCUUAACAAACACACCCUUACACACACUGGUGAAAGGCCUCAUGAGUGUGAGGUUUGUGGUGACACAUUCGUUAGGAAGAGCCAUCUUAAAGUACACACUUAUAAACACACUGGUGAAAGGCCUCAUGAAUGCCAAGAGUGUGGUCAAAGGUUCAGUAGGAAGAGUGACCUCAACACACACACCCUUACACACCCUGGUGAAAGGCCUCAUGAGUGUGAGGUUUGUGGUGAGACAUUCAUUACGAAGAGCCAGCUCAAAGUACACACUUAUAAACACACUGGUGAAAGGCCUCAUGUGUGUCUGGAAUGUGGGAAAAGGUUCAAAGAGAAGCAAACCCUGGAGCGUCACACCUUCAGACACUCUGGCCUGAGAGAGUUCAAGUGUGAUGUGUGUGGGAAGCACUUCAAGAUGAAGAUGGACAUUGCCAAACACAUGAAGACCCACUUCUGAGGUGCCACGUUGUGCCUGUGGUUGAGAGAGAGAGAGAGAGAGAAAAUAUUUCAGCCACUCUUGCACUGUGCCUUAUCAGAAUCUCAUAAUAACCAGUUCAGAAAGAUCAAACAUUCACCUGUUAAGUGUGUGUGUGUGUGUGUGUGUGUGUGUGUGUGUGUGUAUUCACCUAGUUCUAUUCACCUAGUUGUGACAUACAGGAAAUCCCCGAUAUACGAAAGCUCGAUGUACGAAAAUUCGGAUAUACGAAAGUGAAAAAUAUAGGACAAUUUUCGGUUCACGAAAGACAUGCUUCGCAUAUACGAAAAGUACGACAGUUUCCGCGCCCACUGUUUCGUACCCGAUGUCUAUAUCGGUCGCCGCGCGCCGUCAACAGCCUCACGCACACUCGCAGUGAUUAGGCAGCAAGUGUCCAUGUCCAGUCCCCUCCACUUCAACGCUCAUCACUUAGCGUUGCCAGUUUGUGAACCCCUUGCUUCGACUCGAACAGUGUUGCCAAAUUAGCGGUUUUCCCGCUAAAUCUAGAGGUUUUGUUUGAAAUCUAGCGGGAAAAAUCUUAAAAUUGACAGGAGUAACUGGCGGAUUUUUAACUCCAAUCUAGCGGCAAAUUUUUAUGGUUUCACCUAUAAUCUGGCGGAUUUUUCUUGCCAUCCUAGCGGAUUUGUAAAUUUUGAGUUGGCAACACUGGACUCGAAUCCGAAACACAUCCCAGCCAGCGUGAGGAAACGUGAGGGUGAUGGAGGGGUUGGGGGGGGGCUUGGAGUGGUGCGGUGGUGUACUGUUUGGCACGUGUUUCGGGCACGAGAGUCGAAACUGGCCUUUCACAGCUUGGGAAGUAAACAUUGGCAAUGUUAAGUGAUGAGUUGUAGUGACGAGUUAGAGGGGAUUGUCCUAACAUAUGUAAUGCAUUUCUAUAACAGUAAAGGAACAGGAAAUGGUAA
Molecule: messenger RNA, 1853 nt
Organism: Eriocheir sinensis (Chinese mitten crab)
Lineage: Eukaryota; Metazoa; Arthropoda; Malacostraca; Decapoda; Varunidae
Product: zinc finger protein OZF-like
Exons: 2
Coding region: 1-912 (303 amino acids)
Biological process (GO): regulation of transcription by RNA polymerase II
Molecular function (GO): RNA polymerase II cis-regulatory region sequence-specific DNA binding; DNA-binding transcription factor activity
Source: RefSeq, a predicted model, not a curated record